AUGAGAGCUUCAUUGCCUAAACAUGAGCGGAGAUGGGCCUCAGACACAGUUCCCGGCAAUGCAACGGUGAUCACCGGAACGUCACCGGGAACUGAUUCCGGCGAGGAGUUUGUUGAGGUAACACUUGAUUUACAAGAUGACGACACUAUUGUGCUUCGUAGUGUCGAGCCAGCGACAUCAACGGUUAUCAACGUGGAUGACGUUUCCUUUACUGCCGGUGGUUCUGUGUCGGCCGGGGCUGUAACUCCCGUGUCAAGAUCGCCGACUAUCAGGAGGAGUUCGUCGAAUAAGCUUUUGCAAUUUUCUCAGGAGUUAAAAGCUGAAGCUGUAGCGAAAGCUAAGCAGUUUUCGCAUGAGUUGAAAGCUGAGUUAAGGAGGUUUUCCUGGAGUCAUGGACAGGCUGCUCGGGUGUUAUCAGCUUCAGCAAAUAAUGGUGGUGGUGGUUUUGAGUCAGCUUUAGCUGCUCGUGCUUUGAGAAAGCAGCGAGCGCAGCUGGACCGUACUCGGUCUGGUGCUCAUAAAGCUUUGCGUGGAUUGAAAUUUAUAAGUAAUAACAGUAAAAAAACCAAUGGUGUUGACGCAUGGAAUGAGGUUCAAAGCAAUUUUGAGAAACUUGCGAAGGAUGGUUAUCUUUACCGAGCCGAUUUUGCACAAUGCAUAGGAAUGAAAGAUUCGAAGGAGUUUGCUUUAGAGCUUUUUGAUGCGUUGGGAAGGAGAAGAAGAUUGAAAGUGGACAAGAUUAGUAGAGAUGAGCUUUACGAGUUCUGGUCUCAAAUUACCGAUCAAAGCUUUGAUUCUCGACUCCAGAUCUUCUUUGAUAUGGUGGACAAGAACGAAGAUGGUAGAAUCACCGAGGAAGAAGUGAAGGAGAUUAUCAUGCUGAGUGCAUCUGCAAAUAAGUUAUCGAGAUUAAAAGAACAAGCAGAGGAGUAUGCAGCUUUGAUCAUGGAAGAGCUGGACCCAGAAAGACUUGGCUACAUCGAGUCAAGCUCUAAGCUACACAAGCCAAGCCUUGAGCCAAAAUUUACAAGGGAUAAGAAAGAGAAGCCCAAUAAGGAGAGUGGGCAAGCAAUGCGUAUACUUUUUUCAAGAGAAUUGGAGAAGAAUAUGGGUUUUGACAUUAUGGCUAAAGGUGCAGCAGAGACAUUGAAAUUCAAUAUGGCUCUAAUCCUCUUGCCUGUUUGUAGAAAUACUAUCACUUGGCUUAGGUCCACAAGGUUGGGUCACUUGGUGCCUUUUGACGACAACAUCAACUUUCACAAGACCAUAGCAGCAGCAAUUGUAAUUGGUGUGAUUCUCCAUGCUGGAACCCAUUUAACCUGUGAUUUUCCAAGACUUAUAAAUUCAUCUGAUCGUGCCUAUAGGGUGUAUUUGAGUAAUGACUUUGGUGGAAACAAACCUUCAUAUGCAAAAUUGGCCAGAGGGGCUGAAGGUGUGACCGGAAUUUUAAUGGUGAUCAGCAUGGCCAUUGCAUUUACACUUGCAACAAGAUGGUUCAGGAGGAGCCUCAUUAAGUUUCCAAAACCCUUUGACAGGCUUACUGGAUUCAAUGCAUUCUGGUAUUCACACCACUUGUUUGUCAUUGUCUACAUCCUGCUCAUCAUCCACGGUGUAGCCCUGUAUUUGGUGCAUAAAUGGUACAAAAAGACGACAUGGAUGUACCUUUCUGUUCCAGUUUUACUGUACGCUGGAGAAAGGGCUCUCAGGUUUUUUCGUUCUGGCUUCUAUACUGUCAGGCUACUUAAGGUUGCAAUUUAUCCUGGAAAUGUUCUCACAUUGCAGAUGUCUAAGCCUCCCCAAUUCCGAUACAAGAGCGGACAGUACAUGUUUGUCCAGUGCCCUGCUGUUUCUCCAUUUGAGUGGCAUCCAUUUUCAAUUACCUCCGCGCCGGGUGAUGACUACCUCAGUGUUCACAUUCGGCAGCUAGGUGACUGGACUCAAGAACUAAGAAGGGUAUUCUCCGAAGCCUGUGAACGUCCUGUAGCCGGUAAGAGUGGACUUCUCAGGGCAGAUGAAACCACGAAAAAAAGUUUGCCAAAGCUCUUGAUAGAUGGGCCUUAUGGUGCACCAGCACAAGAUUAUCGUAAAUAUGAUGUGCUGUUGCUUGUUGGUUUGGGAAUUGGAGCAACACCUUUCAUCAGCAUUCUAAAAGAUUUGCUUAAUAACAUUGUCAAAAUGGAGGAGCAGGCAGAUUCGGUCUCGGAUAUCAGUAGGACAUCAGACCUGAGCAUUGGAAGUAAUGAUACUCCAAGCUCUAACAAAUUUUCUCCAAAACGUAAGAAGGAUAUAAGGACCACAAAUGCUUAUUUUUAUUGGGUAACAAGGGAGCAGGGUUCUUUUGAUUGGUUCAAAGGAGUCAUGAAUGAAGUUGCAGAGCUUGAUCAAAGGGGUGUGAUUGAGAUGCAUAAUUACUUGACCAGUGUGUAUGAGGAAGGCGAUGCCCGAUCAACCCUAAUUACCAUGGUCCAAGCCCUAAACCAUGCGAAAAACGGGGUGGACAUUGUCUCUGGCACCAGGGUGCGAACGCAUUUUGCUAGGCCUAAUUGGAAGAAGGUUCUUUCUAAAUUAUGCUCCAAGCACUGUAAUGCAAGGAUAGAUAUUCAUAGGUGGGCAGAAGAGGACAGUUUCGAAAGGGAGAAUCUUGAGUUAAGUUUGUGGACUCUGAAGGAAGUUGAGGGUAUUACGAUUUGCUUUUCCUAUAAGUGGGGCGCAGGGAAUCCUUCUGGAAUGUCAAUGCGGAUGGCAGGAGUCAACCAUCACCGGCUAAAUUUCAUCGGAGAAGCGAUGAAGAGUAUGCCACGGUACAACCCAAAGCGUUACGGCAAAAAAGAAGCGGCAAAUGUUUUAACUCCUGAUCUUAAAUUAAGCUUGGUCGCUGUCGAAAAUCUAAGUUAUGGUAACAGUCCAGUCCCUUCAUUCAACAUGACACUAGCAGCUGAGCCUGGUGAGCCUGAUCACGCUUCCCCAAUCCACACAGAGUUACAUAGAAAAUUGUCUAAUGGAUCAAAAGGUCAAACAACUUGCAAUAGUCCAAUUGAUGCAGACCUUAAAUGGCAAUGA
Molecule: messenger RNA, 3060 nt
Organism: Dovyalis caffra
Lineage: Eukaryota; Viridiplantae; Streptophyta; Magnoliopsida; Malpighiales; Salicaceae
Source: the annotation of a GenBank genome assembly